This is a messenger RNA of Ostertagia ostertagi, 918 nucleotides long. NCBI's taxonomy places the organism in Eukaryota, Metazoa, Nematoda, Chromadorea, Rhabditida, Trichostrongylidae. The record is from the annotation of a GenBank genome assembly.
AUGGACCUACGAAGCAGGUGCAGCGAGGAUUGUCCAAUGGGCAGAAGGACGAUGUUUUGGAGUGGAGGAUGUGGCGCUUCCCAAGGAGCUGCAGGGCGAUCACAAAGUCCAACCGCAUCGCCGAUGGGAUUAAGGCUGGAAAAGAGUAAGUACGGAAUUGAUGUAAUGACAACAAUGUACGUUUUGACCUUCCCGCUCACGAAGGACAACGGCGGACGUGACCUUGACAACCCGCACAGUAUCCCGCUGUCCCUCAAGUCGGUCAUCCUGUGCGUUCUCAAGCGAAUUGCUUCUAUCUCAACAAGAACAAGUGCCAUUAUUGAGAAGAAUGCCGUGCUCCGUAAGCGUUUUGAAACUUUCAAUGACUUGGAAAAGAAAAACAAGGAACUAAAAAAACGUUUACGCUCUUUUGAAUUGAAAGAAGUUUCUCAUCCUCCUAGCUCUGAUCCCACAUCUAAUAAAGCCCUACCGCAUGAAGAGAUUGAAAGGAGGCGAUCGAUUGUGAUAAGCGGUAUCCCUGAGAUUCAUGAUAGUAAUUGUUUCGAUAGGAUGCACUAUGAUUACCAAAGUGUUCUCAAUAUACUUUCACAUUUGGAUGUUGAUUGUUAUCCAGUUGCUGUCUAUAGACUAGGUAAAUGGAUUCGCGGUAAAAAUGGAUCAAUCAAGGUGAUCCUUCCGUGUUCUAUGUAUCAAAGGAUUGCUGCUAUGAGGGCUCGCCGCCUCAGCUCCUUUCCGGAAAGUAGUGUGUUCCUCAGAGCAUCACUUACUUUAAAGGAAAGGUUGAGGAGGCGGGAGAGCCGAUUGUCGCGCUCCCGUCCUGUUGUUCUUCAUCAAGAUGUCGGCGCUGUUCAUGUUCCACCACCUGUAAUUCAAUCGGAAAACUGUCUUACCAAUUGCUCUACUGGGAAGUUUCAGAAA